Molecule: messenger RNA, 851 nt
Organism: Rhipicephalus microplus (southern cattle tick)
Lineage: Eukaryota; Metazoa; Arthropoda; Arachnida; Ixodida; Ixodidae
Product: E3 SUMO-protein ligase NSE2
Biological process (GO): protein sumoylation; double-strand break repair via homologous recombination
Cellular component (GO): nucleus; Smc5-Smc6 complex
Molecular function (GO): zinc ion binding; SUMO ligase activity
Source: RefSeq, a predicted model, not a curated record
UAGCUUUAGGCGUUUGUGGCGCGCGUGUGUAGAGUAUGGUGUGAAGUGCGUUCUGACGUGCAUUAAGAGACGCGCUAUUUCUUCUACUCAUUCAUUUAUUUCAGCUAUUGACCAUGGUUUCUCUAACGCCUUUUAACAUGGCUAUCGACGAUCUAAAAACACUUAACACGUAUGUGGUACAGGGACUGGACAUGAUACGCGGUGUUGCUGCGGAUAUCUGUAGUGUAGAGACAGGUGACAGUGUUAACGUAGACGUGGAGGAGUUGAAGAGUUGCACCGAAGCUGUGAUUAAGGAAGAGUACGACGCCGCCAGUUUCGUGGAAGCGGCUCCACAACUUAUCCAAAAGAUCCGGCAAGCUACUGAAGCAGAUCAGAGCCUGGACUGGAAAAAAGAACUUGCCUCCAUCUAUGAAGCUGCUAGACGGAAGCAAGGAAACCCCGCCGAUCACAUGGCAUACAAGGAUGUCCUUCGCAUUACCAGCAGACGCGAGGAAGUGACAUCAUCUCAAAGCUCGGAAGACCUUAUCAUGACUGAAGAUGUUAGCAACACUCAAUGGAAGGACCCAAUCACCCAGAAGGACAUCGAAGUGCCCGUGAAAAACACGAAGUGCGGCCACAUUUAUGACAAAAUGAGCAUCAGCAUCUACAUCAAACGCUCCAAACACCCCAGGUGCCCGUAUUUGGGUUGCGGAAACAAAUCGACGCUGAACAUGAAAGACCUUGUGAACGACCACUUUGUUGCAAGAAUGCUCCGCGAACGAUCGCAACACAAAGAUUGAGCACCGCCCCCGGUCCCUAGUCUUGUUUAUGUACAAGCCGUUACAAAUAAAAUUAUCUUUCUUAGCGAGUUA